UUUGUUUUCCCUCCAUUUCCGACUCCCCUAAAUCUUCAUCCUAUAAAACCAUUUCAUCUUCUCCAUUCCUCAACUCUCUCUUUCUCUCUGCGUAUUCUUUGCCGAUUCAGUUGAAAUGCACAAAAGCACCACUUCUGCGUCGAAUACUAUUGCUGCUGCGACUACUAUGUCAUCGUCGUCGCAGCUCAAGUCGCAGCUUCAAGCAAACGAUGUUUAUGCUUCCCUCUAUAAUUCACCAAUCUUUGCUCCAAAGCAAUCCGUGCCGGUAUCUCUUCCAUUGACUCUCUAUGGUGACUCGACUCACGCGGAUUCAAUCUCCUCUUCAAAAUCGAUAAGCAACCACCUCUAUCAAACCCGCGUGGUACAAGAUCACCAGGAAAUGGUCAAUCGCCAUAGUCUCUGCCUUACUCAUCUUCGGGAAGCAACCGAAGAAGCUGAUGCUCUUCGACAAGAGAAUAUCCACCUCAGAACUAUUAAUCACGAGCUUAGCAAACACCUCAGCCUCCUGAUCCACGCUUCGGUUCAGAAACAGUAUGGCUCCUCUGAUCAAGCUCCUCCGUUUAAUUUUAUGGAAGGAUUCCGCGGACUCAGUGUAGCAGAGAAGGGAGCAAGCAGUUCGGCAUGGGAUGAUAUUUCCGAUGAGAGUCCGACGAGCGUAAUGGAGGGUGGAAGAGUAGAGGGCGUUGAGGUGGAGAGGUUUUCGCUCCCUAAGAGCAUCUCCGUGAGGUCUAAUGGAUACUUGAAGAUGGCACAAGCCGGCACCAGCCACGGCGGAAAGGUCCGCGCCUCAUCUCGGCCCAGAACUGCAAGUCCCGUCAAAGUUACGCAGAAGGUGUAUGUGCAAGGAGUGAAAGAAGAGGAAAAGCCACUGGAACUGGAGGUGUACAACCAGGGCAUGUUCAAAACCGAGCUCUGCAACAAAUGGCAGGAAACAGGCAGCUGCCCCUAUGGAGACCAUUGCCAAUUCGCCCAUGGAAUAGAGGAGCUCCGCCCUGUGAUCCGCCACCCUCGCUACAAGACAGAGGUCUGCCGGAUGGUCCUCGCCGGAGUCGUCUGCCCUUACGGUCACCGCUGCCACUUUCGCCAUGCACUCACUGACCAGGAAAGGCUCAUGGGAACACUCAAGCCCACCUGCAGAACCACCACCCCUAAGCUCGACAGGUGAAUAUUAUUUUACCAAACUGAUCCUUAAUAUUCAACAUAUAAAACCAAUGAUAUAAGUCAUACACAGUGAUUUGUUUGUUUGUUGUAAGCCUCAAAUGAGAGCGGUAAAUAAUAUCCCAUAUAAGUAUAAAACACAAAGUAGGAACAUAUAUUCAAAUCAUUAGAGACCAGUUAGUUUGUUCUGGGUAGAUAUUGAGGCCACAAUGAUGGAGAUACCGAGAUAAAAAAGGAGAAAUAUAGGAAGAAAGAGUCAUGCCCUUUUGCUAUGCUGUUGAUCCUUUUUGUUCUUCCAAACUCCAAGUUUUUGAAACUCUGAUAGCCUGUGCCUUAAGCAGAGCAAACUAUGUGUAAAGGCUGAGGAUACCUGUUUUUUUGUGGAUACUGUUGAUUUGA
This is a messenger RNA of Benincasa hispida (wax gourd), 1557 nucleotides long. The record is from RefSeq and is a predicted model, not a curated record. NCBI's taxonomy places the organism in Eukaryota, Viridiplantae, Streptophyta, Magnoliopsida, Cucurbitales, Cucurbitaceae.